AUGGCUUUUGUGAAUGUUCGACAACUGGCACAUCGAACAAUUCCUCUUGUUCACCGUGAACUCGAAAAACAAUUGACAGUGAUGGUUCUUGUUCAAGUGGCAGUCUAUGUUUGUACUGACGUAGGAUAUUCUGUUGUUAGUGCAAUAUCAGCAAUAAAUACAGAUCGAGAUCCUGUUUAUUUAGCAAAGAUGAACUUAGCGAAUGCUGUGACUUUGAUUGUUUCUGUUUAUAAGUUCAUUUUACACAUAUGUUUGUGUAUCUCAACGAUUUCGUCGACAAUUCUUAUAUGUAUUGUACCGAAUGUAUGUGGUGCGGUGCUAUAA
Adineta ricciae is the source of this 324-nucleotide messenger RNA. The record is from the annotation of a GenBank genome assembly. NCBI's taxonomy places the organism in Eukaryota, Metazoa, Rotifera, Eurotatoria, Adinetida, Adinetidae.